AUGUCAGAUUUGAAGGAAUAUAGAAUACAUAUAGGAAAUAUAUCACCUAAACUUAAGGAAAAUAGUAAUUUGUUGCAACAACGAAUAGGCAAAUUUGACGUUAAAGUGAUAUCACAAUUGGAAUUCCAUACCAAACCGGUUGAGACCAAGUACUUUGCUUAUACCACCAUACAUGCAAGUCCGUCGAAUUUCAGCAAAUUGAAAAAUUCCCUUCAUGGCGUUGAAUUCAUGGGAAUGAAAUUGAAUAUUGGACUAGCUAAACCAUCGUAUCAGGAACGGCUCAACAAGUUACUGAAGACUAAGGUAAAACAAUUGGAAAAAGAAGAGACCAAGCAAAGUAAAAUAUCCGAGUCAAGACUGGAUAGGUUACUUGAAUUGCGUACAAGCUACUCAACUAAUCCAACCACAUCAUCUAUUGUAACAGCACCCAAGCCCACUAUCUAUUCUGUUUCUCAACAUACGUUCAACGAUGCAUCCGCCAAUACCAAAAAUGCACCGCCAACUCAUAGACUAGAUGGGUCUAAAUCAUACGGUGCUACAUUGGACAGCUUGAAUUUCAAAUAUCGAGAUGGAUCUGCCCAUUCAUUAGUCAAAGGAGUUCAUCGUCGAAAUCCAAGAAAAGAUAUCCGACUGCAAACAUUGCGUAUUUUAGUCAAUGGUGAAUUGAAGACCUUCAAGUUUUACAAGACAAAACUAUGGGGAGUGGAGAAGAACAAAACAGCCAGGGAUUUGACCUGGAAAUAUGAUGCCAAAGUGGGAUGGAAAAGUGGUGAUGAUCACUUGAUUGAAGGUGUGAUUAGGAGACCUUGUGGAAUAAACGGUGAGCAAGCUUUGAGGUAUGGUGACGAAACAGUAUCUCAUGUUGAAGCAUCUGCUGGAGCUGAACAUUGCAUGAGUGGUGAUGAUGACGAAGAAGAUGAUAAUGAAGCUAGAAAGAAUAAAGCGAUUUUAGCAUCGUUGUUGAAUAAUUACGACUUUGAUAAACCGGUUGUGAUUGAUGAGGAGAGGGAAGUUGAUAUGGAUGACGUCGAAGUGGAUUCAAAGGGGCGUAAAACAGUCAAGCAUUAUGAUUACGAAGUUGAGGGAAAGGCUGGAGAUGACAACGAUGAUGAGGAAGAUGGAAAUGGAGUGGAUGUGAAUGUUGAAGAGACGCUAGCUUCACAUCGAGCUGAAUUGAUGAAACCAGUGAAAGAGGUGUAUUAUAAUGAAGAUGAUGAAGGGAACGACUUGAAUUUUGACACGUUGCAGCCGGCUUCUAAGAUUGACGCAGAAGAUGAAGGAGUUGAUGCCAUUCUGAAUAAUGAAAGGAGGAGUCAUGGUCAUCCAGAUAACAAUGAUGAAGGAGAAGACGAAGGUGAGGACAAAGAGUUUGUCCCUUCCUUCGGAGCCCCUGCCUCAAAUACCACCGAAGCACUUCGAUCUUUAUUCAACCCAACUACUGCAAACAACCAAACCCAACCACAACAAGAAUCAACUUUUAAACUAGCAUUGUCGGAUGACGAUAUUGACGUUGAUGAAUCCAAAUCUACACAUGAUGUACAGAUACAGAAACAAGAAGAAGAGAAACUUUUGACUCAAAUUCAACAACGUAAGCAAGAGGAGUUUGCUCAAAGCUUGCAACAACAAAGACAGAACCAAUAUGGACUAUUUUGGCCUCAUUUUGAUUCACCUUUCUUAUCAACUCAAUCGCAAUUGGCCAAAAUUGGUAACUUAGGAGAGUCCGGGUUCAACCUACCUCUGAUGAAUAAUGGCGGCGUUGCUUCUGGCGAUAAUGCAAAGGAAGGGGAGACGGAGUAUGAGAAAUGGUUUUGGUCGGUACGUGGUGAAUUUAGUCGUGAGUGCAAGAGACGUAAGCGUGAUUUGUUAAGGAUAAUGCGUAAGAAGAGAAACUAG
Lodderomyces margitis is the source of this 1893-nucleotide messenger RNA. RefSeq names its product Nop8p (gene NOP8). The record is from RefSeq and is a predicted model, not a curated record. Lineage: Eukaryota; Fungi; Ascomycota; Pichiomycetes; Serinales; Debaryomycetaceae. The transcript has a single exon. Bases 1 to 1893 code for a protein of 630 amino acids.